GUCAACGGCGGCGCUUCCGGCUGGCCGGGCCCGGCGGCCGCGGGGCAGCAGCAGCGCCGGCGGGGGGGGAGGGGGGGGUCGGAUGGGGGGGGCCCGACGGCGGGGCCGGGGGCUGUCGGUGCUGGGGGUCCCGCCAUGGAGGAGGGGGGGGGGCUGGGAGAGCCCCCCGGGAGCUGCAGCGGGACGCCGGCCCCCCGGCCGCCUCCCCCGCCCCGUCCCCGCGCUGGCGCCGCCGCCGCUGCCCCCCCCGGACGCCGCCUCCCCCCCCCCGCCGCCUUCCGCCGCCCCGGCCUCCCCCCCGCCGCGUCCCUUCGCCUGCGGCGAGUGCGGGAAGCGCUUCGGCCUCAGCUCCCACCUCAUCCGGCACCAGCGCAGCCACACGGGCGAGCGCCCCUUUCCCUGCGGCGCCUGCGGCAAAGCCUUCGCCCAACGCUCCGACCUGGCCCGCCACCACCGCACCCACACCGGCGAGCGCCUCUACGCCUGCGGCGACUGCGGCAAGCGCUUCGCCGAGAGCUCCCACCUCCUGCGCCACCGCGUCACCCACUCGGGCGAGCGGCCCUUCCAGUGCCGCCUCUGCGGCAAGAGCUACGGCGACAGCUCCUACCUGGCCGUCCACCAACGGGCUCACACCGGCGCCCGGCCCUACCGCUGCCCCCGCUGCGGCAAAGCCUUCGCCCGCAGCUCCACCUUGGCCCGCCAUCAGCGAGUCCACGGCUCGGCCGGGAAGCCCCCCGCCUUGGAGGACGAGUGGGAGGGGCUACGAGGCGGCCGCGCCCCCCUAGAGGGGCUCCGCCCCUUGUGGCAGAGGGGGUGGAGGGAAAGGACCCCCCCAAACGCCUCGGGUCCCGACGGCCAGGACGGGAAGGAAGAGCGCGGGAACGAGCCACGCCCGCUAGAGGGCAAGUGGGAGGGGCUACGAGGUGGCCACGCCCCCAGAGAGGGGCUCCGCCCCCUGUGGGGGGGGUCCUGGAGGGCAGGGACCCCCCCGAAUGGGUCCGGCCCCGACGGCCAAGACGUGAAUGAAGACCGUGGGAACGAGCCACGCCCGCUAGAGGACAAGUGGGAGGGGCUACGGGAAGGCCACGCCCCCACCGAGAAGCUCCACCCCCUGUGGGAGGGGGCGUGGAGGGGGGGAUCACCCCCAAAGGGCUCAAGCCCUAACGGCCGGGACGUGAAUGAAGAGCGCGGGAACGAGCCACGCCCUCCAGAGGACAAGUGGGAGGGGCUACGAGGUGGCCACGCCCCCAUAGAGGGGCUCCGCCCCCUGUGGGGGGGGUCCUGGAGGGCAGGGACCCCCCCGAAUGGGUCCGGCCCCGACGGCCAGGACGUGAAUGAAGACCGUGGGAACGAGCCACGCCCACCAGGGGGCGCGUGGGCGGGGCUACAGCGCGGCCACGCCCCCACGGACAGGCCCCGCCCCCCGCGGGAGGAGCCGCGGCGCGGCCCCGCCCCCUCUGAGGACAAGCCCCGCCCCCUGAGCGCCGAUUGGCCGGCCCCCGGCGGCGGCUCCGCCCCCCGGGGGCUGCGGGUGGGGGGGGAGUGGGCGGGGCUCCUGGCCACGCCCCCCCGCCCGCCGGCGGCCAAUCAGCUGCGGGUGGUGGGGUGGCAGUGGGGGGUGGGGUGA
Molecule: messenger RNA, 1627 nt
Organism: Chroicocephalus ridibundus (black-headed gull)
Lineage: Eukaryota; Metazoa; Chordata; Aves; Charadriiformes; Laridae
Product: zinc finger protein 316-like
Exons: 3
Coding region: 83-1627 (514 amino acids)
Source: RefSeq, a predicted model, not a curated record